This is a messenger RNA of Exophiala aquamarina CBS 119918, 996 nucleotides long. RefSeq lists its product as uncharacterized. NCBI's taxonomy places the organism in Eukaryota, Fungi, Ascomycota, Eurotiomycetes, Chaetothyriales, Herpotrichiellaceae. Gene Ontology annotation, molecular function: catalytic activity. Gene Ontology annotation, biological process: nucleoside metabolic process. The record is from RefSeq and is a predicted model, not a curated record. The coding region runs from base 1 to 996 and encodes 331 amino acids. The transcript has a single exon.
AUGGCCGCUGUAGAAGGUAUGCUCGAAGAGAUCCACGAUACACUUCCACCAAGCCACGGCCAGAAUGCCUACACUUUCGGUCGGCUCGCUGGACACAAUGUCGUUGUGGCCGCCAUGCCACAAAUUGGAAACAAUGCAGCUGCAUCUGUGGCGACGCAGCUGCUGAACGACUUUGGUUCCAUCCGCUUUGGUUUGUUGGUAGGCAUUGGAGGAGGGAUACCGGGGAAAAAGGGAGAACACGAUAUUCGCCUGGGUGACGUUGUGGUAAGCCAGGCAUCAGGGACCUUUGGUGGUGUAGUUCAAUACGACAUGGGGAAGGUGACAGCCAAGGGUAGAUUUGAGCGAGGAGGAGUCCUGUGUAAGCCACCCUCGGUACUCAGUGCCAAUGUCGAGCGUUUGAAGUCGAAGCAUCACAGACUGGGCAAUCGCUUAACAAAGUCGCUCAAUGAGAUGCUAGCGAAGUAUCCGAGGAUGGUUGCAGAGUAUAGCUACCCCGGCGACAAACACGAUCGGCUCUUUAAAUCAAGUUAUCGUCAUACUGGAGGCUCGUCAUGCCAAAAUUGCGACUUGUCACGGCUAGUACUUCGCACCAUAAGGUCAAGCCCGGAUGUGCACUACGGGACAAUCGCUUCGGGGAACACGGUAAUCAAAGACAGUUCAACUCGUGACCGUCUUCAGCGAGACUUGAGUGCCAUCUGUGUGGAUAUGGAGGCGGCUGGGGUCAUGGACACGACGCUUCCAUGCCUAGUGAUCCGGGGAAUCUGUGAUUAUGCAGAUUCACACAAGAGUAGUCGAUGGCAACCAUAUGCAGCUGCAAUUGCCGCAGCGUAUGCUAAAGAAUUGUUAACGAUGAUUCCAGUGGGAGAUGUCCAGAAGGCAAGACCGGUUCCGAUCAGCGACCCGAUUGAACCUUCGGGCAAUUCGAUGUAUGAAGUGAACCAAGUCAUGGCAGAUGCUCUACAACAUAAUGCUGAUCAGACACAGGAGCAUUUCUGA